CUGGAUGCGAUUAGCAAGGGGCUCGACUAAUUUCAGUUCUUCCCAAGUCGUCUUUCAGUUCUUUCCGCUACACUUCGCUCUUUAAACGUAAUUAUCUAAUUCUUCAGGCUCUCUGCUAUAACUAUUUUCCCGCCUCCUCAGACCUUGGACCCGGGAACCAGAGACCUUCAUUUGAUCCUAUCCAACUAAUUACUGUCUUUCAAAUUUGCCGUUACUCGGCUGCCACUCUCUAAUUCGGUUUACUUGAACCCGACACUCACUUCCGACCUCGAACAUCCCUUGGUCAUCAACUACACUUCAGUCUAUCCCGGCGAACUGACGUCCAUUCUUUCUGACACUCAUAUCGCCCGCCUCUCACAAUCAUGGCUUACCAACGAUACCCUUCCAGAUACGGACAAUGCGACAGCUUCUUCGUAGAUUGCCCGGACGAAGGUCUUUACGUACAACGCGCGACGGAGAGGGAACGGGCUCGCAACAUCGCAAAGAUGCAGCAGCGAGUCAUUCAAGAAGAUCUCUCCAGGAUGACAAGAGAGGAAUAUCAAGAGGACAUCUUAGAUCACAUGGAACACAUGGAGGGACAAACGCUACCUGAUGUCAACUCAAUCGACAUUCAGACCGAGAUCCAGUGGUUCAUGCGUCCCUAUCUUCUCGACUUCCUGGUAGAGGCACACGCUGCUUUCCAGUUGCUCCCAGAGACCCUCUUCCUCGCCGUCAAUUUACUGGACCGGUACUGCUCCAGACGCGUUGUCUACAAGCGACACUACCAGCUUGUGGGCUGCGCCGCCCUGCUCAUCGCCGCAAAAUACGGAGACCGAAAGGACCGCGUGCCCACCGUCCGAGAACUCAAGUCCAUGUGCUGCUCCCUGUACGACGACGAGAUGUUCACCCAGAUGGAAUGGCAUGUGCUGCAGACCCUCAAUUGGAUCAUCGGACAUCCCACUGUCGAUUCGUUCCUCCAGCUUGCGUUAUCCGAAGUUGAGCACGAUCCGGAGGUGGAACAUAUGGCUCUCUACAUUGCCGAGAUUGCCUUGUUCCAUAAGGAAUUUGUCUCAACACGCCCAUCUGUCCUCGCACGGUCCUCACUCGCCCUUGCUAGGUGCAUUCUGUCUCGCAACCAAGCGAAACAUUCGGACUGGGCUGGCGCCUACGACCCCGCGACCGUUCUGAAUUUGUCAAACCACCUGUACCAACCAUCGCAGGUCCUCUCCCGAAAGUACUCUGUUGCUCAGCUAUCACAAGUUUCUCUUACUGUGGAUGAGUUCUUGCAACGACAAGCACAAAUUGCGAGGCGUGCCAACGCUCCACCAACGCCUCCAGCAAGCGUGCAUUACGAAGAGCCAAAGCCGACGACAGAAGCAUAUCUCGGCCCCCAGACUCCACAGAAACACCACUAUGGCGGUGCUGUUGUCAACCACGGUGUACUGACUCCACCAAUCACACCCGACAAUGACCAAUUUGAUGGCAAAUGUUCCGGACUGAUUCCACGAGUUUACCCUACCACACCGACUCCGGUCCCGAACGUGCGACACAUUCAGCCACAGUACUACCAAAACCAAUACAUCCAUCAUGUACAGUAGCCUAACCCAUCAUGGUUCAGGCCCCGUCGCAGAAACUAGCGGCGGCAUCUCGUACGACGAGUAACCUCCCGACCGAAGAUCUCCGAAUCCUCUUUGUAUUAAAAAAAAAUCCAUGUAUGAAGCGUCAUAGCGUGGUCAUCUUCCCCGGCAUUGCGAGCGAUUGUGUUUACACCUGUUGCGAGAUCAAGAUUCCUUUUCUGUCCUGAUUUAAGC
This is a messenger RNA of Mytilinidion resinicola, 1790 nucleotides long. RefSeq lists its product as uncharacterized. Gene Ontology annotation, biological process: regulation of cyclin-dependent protein serine/threonine kinase activity; mitotic cell cycle phase transition. NCBI's taxonomy places the organism in Eukaryota, Fungi, Ascomycota, Dothideomycetes, Mytilinidiales, Mytilinidiaceae. Gene Ontology annotation, molecular function: cyclin-dependent protein serine/threonine kinase regulator activity. The record is from RefSeq and is a predicted model, not a curated record. Gene Ontology annotation, cellular component: cytoplasm; centrosome; cyclin-dependent protein kinase holoenzyme complex. The transcript is spliced from 3 exons. Bases 363 to 1577 code for a protein of 404 amino acids.